ACACACACCCCCACCACCCGCCACCCCCAGCCCCCGAGAAAUCGCGCAUCCGCGAACCCUUAUCAUCAAGGGUUUUCGCCCGCUCGCUGCAUCCCAUCCCUCCCGUCGGCCCGUUUUCCCUCCCACAAGCAACCACAUACAUACAUACAAACUCUAUCGCGACCCAGUCGAUCGUUCCCACCCUGCCAUGAGUUUCUUUAGCUCACCAACCUCGUUCCGACUCAAUGCUCUACAACCUGUUCCCCACGCUCCCUUCGUUCCGAUGAUGUACUCGACAUUACCGGGAAACUCGAGCUACGAUAUGACAACCAUCAUGAUGGACGGACAGAAAUCGCAGCCCGCCGAGGGACAUCCCUCGCUGAUGCAUUUGGGACUGCUCGUGUUCGAGGCGGUGAUGGAAGUAGUCUGUGUGUCGUUACCGGGCUACAUCAUCGCCCGCGCUGGACUGUUCGACACCGAUAAUCAGAAGUUCGUGGCGAACCUCAACGUCUCGCUGUUCACGCCGUGUCUGAUCUUCAUCAAACUGGCGAGUCAGCUCACGCUCUCGAAGCUGGCGGAGUUGAUUAUCAUUCCCGUUCUGUUCGUCUUCAUGACUGCCGUUUCGUACUGUUGCUCCCUGGCGGUUGCAAAACUGUUCGGGUUCGAGAAGCCUGCAAGGAACUUUGUGAUCGCAAUGGGUGUUUUCGGAAACUCAAACUCCCUUCCCAUCUCGUUGGUCUUGUCUUUGGCGCACACCAUCUCCGGAUUGCAUUGGGACCGGAUUCCGGGCGAUAACGAUCAAGAGGUUGCCGCGAGAGGUAUCCUUUACCUUCUCAUCUUCCAGCAGCUCGGACAGCUCCUGCGUUGGUCUUGGGGAUACCAUGUUUUGUUGGCACGCACCGACGACGUCGAAACGGGUGCGCAGCCCAACGGCUCGGCUGGCAGAAGCUAUCGCGACAACGAGGAUGACAACGAGGGCGACAGUGACAGCGAAGACGAAGACCUCCUGCGCGUUCGCGUUGAUCCGUUCAUGUCGCCCCAGUUUGAGAACAGCUUCGAGGGUCUCCACCGCCAGGUGCAGCCCAACGAGCAGGAUGCGCUGCUUCCUUGCGGCCACGACCGUAACCACCACCGCAACCACACCACGGGAACCACCGACUCGGCCUUUGAAUCCGGCCCAUCCGGCGAACAGACACCCGUCAGUAGGUACCCUAGUUCGGCGUCUCUCUCGACCUGUCCCGGCACCGAUAUCACUCAGUCUUCUUCCAUCAUCGGCGAGACUCCGCUCAAGGGCAACCGCGGAAAGCGGGACAUCACCUCUUUCCCUACGAUCACGACAUCGAGCAGCACCGAGAACCUCCAGCCGCGAUGGGCCGCACCGGCGCCUCAGCCUUGGUACUCGCGCACAUUUACUGCCAUCAAGAAUUUCGGUGUUCGCUUCGCCUUGGGACUGUGGGAGUUUAUGAACCCGCCUCUGUGGGCCAUGUUUGCAGCGAUCAUCGUCGCAUCCAUCCCCCAGCUGCAGGAGUUGUUCUUCACCAAGGGCACAUUCGUCAACGCCUCCGUCACACGUGCCAUUUCGCAGUCUGGAAACGUAGCCGUGCCGCUCAUCCUGGUUGUUCUCGGAGCAAAUCUUGCCAACAGUACUUCCGGCAAGCAGAAGAACGCGCACGCCGACAAGCAGGAAACCAAGAUUCUGAUCGCCUCGCUGGUCUCCCGCAUGCUUCUCCCCUUCUUCUUCAUUGCGCCCGUGCUCGCCAUCGCCGCCAAGUACCUCAACAUUUCCAUCCUCGACGACCCGAUCUUCCUGGUCGUCUGCUUCCUCCUGACUGGUGCUCCCAGCGCAUUGCAACUUGCGCAGAUCUGCCAGAUCAAUAAUGUUUUUGAGGACGUCAUCACCCGGGUGUUGUUCUGGAGUUACGUCGUCGUCAUCCUGCCGAGUACUCUUGCUCUCGUCAUCACGGCGAUUGAGGUCGUACACUGGGCCACGUAAGAGAGAGAUAGAUACCUGAAACCACGAAUUCCCUACCUACAGGGAUUUCUUUUUCCUUUUCCUUCUUGGGCGGGGGUUUAGGGAGCGUUGCAUAG
Molecule: messenger RNA, 2067 nt
Organism: Tricharina praecox
Lineage: Eukaryota; Fungi; Ascomycota; Pezizomycetes; Pezizales; Pyronemataceae
Product: auxin efflux carrier
Exons: 3
Coding region: 188-1972 (594 amino acids)
Biological process (GO): transmembrane transport
Cellular component (GO): endoplasmic reticulum; membrane
Source: RefSeq, a predicted model, not a curated record